Aspergillus wentii DTO 134E9 is the source of this 1848-nucleotide messenger RNA. RefSeq lists its product as uncharacterized. Gene Ontology annotation, molecular function: hydrolase activity, hydrolyzing O-glycosyl compounds. NCBI's taxonomy places the organism in Eukaryota, Fungi, Ascomycota, Eurotiomycetes, Eurotiales, Aspergillaceae. The transcript has a single exon. Bases 33 to 1721 code for a protein of 562 amino acids. The record is from RefSeq and is a predicted model, not a curated record.
CGCAGAAGACACCCAAGUCAGAUUUAUCCACAAUGCGCUCCACGGCGUACCUCCUUGCCCUUUCCGCGGCCUUCCAAGCCGCCCAAGCGGUGGUGACAGCAAACAACAGCCAACUGCUGACCUGGUGGCAUAGCACCGGCGAGAUCAACACCCAGAGCCCGGUUGCCGAUGGCAAUGUGCGCCAAUCAGGACUGUACUCGGUCCAGGUCCGCAAUGCUGCUGGCCAGGAUAGCCGCUACUACGACUCCUUUGUCUAUCAUGCCAUCCCCGCAAAUGGCAUGUCGGACCAGUUGCAAUACGCGCAAAACUACAACCAAACCCAAGCGUGGAGUUCUUUCCUUUAUUCUAGCGACGCCACUUUGAAGAUCAGCCGGAAGGAUUCCUCUGCCAGCAGCGUCGUCAUUCGUCCAACGACGCUGAACUUCCCCGUGAGAUACGACGAUAGCAGCGUUUACAUCACCGUUCCUUACAGUCCCAGUGGACAUCGCUUCUCGGUGGAGUUUGAUGAUGACUUAAUCUCCCUCUCCCCUAGCGGUGCAAAGCAACCAUCCAGUGCUCUCCUGAUUUUUGCAAGCCCGUUCGAAAACUCCUCGCUCAAACCCCAACCGGACAUAGCCAACGCCAUCGCACCCAACCCAGGACGAGUCCUUGGUCUUAACACAACCACUGCAUCAACAGUUAUCUUCAACCCGGGUGUAUACUACUUCACCGGCCAAGACCACAUGAUCCUCAGCCCUAGUGUGACGUGGGUAUACAUCGCCCCCGGUGCGUACGUGAAGGGCGCUGUUGAGUUCCAAUCCACAGCAUCCGAGGUCAAGGUCAGCGGCCAUGGAGUUCUUUCCGGAGAGCAGUAUGUCUGGUAUGCCGACCCGGACAUUGGAUACCUCAAGGCCAAUGCAGUUAACAACAACGGACUCCGAAUGUGGCGCGGGACACUGGGCAAUAGUAGCCAGACAUUUGUCCUGAAUGGGGUGACUGCCAGCGCUCCUCCAUUCAACAGCAUGGAUUGGACUGGGAACAGUUUGGAUCUUAUCACAUGCAGAGUGGAUGAUUAUAAGCAGGUUGGUGCGUUCUACGGCCAGACGGAUGGGUUGGAGAUGUACCCUGGGUCGAUUGUGCAGAACGUGUUUUACCAUACAAACGAUGAUGGUCUGAAGAUGUAUUACUCGAACGUGACGGCGCGGAAUAUCGUCAUGUGGAAGGAAAGCGUGGCGCCGGUUGUCGAGUUUGGAUGGACGCCCCGAAACACGGAGAAUGUUCUGAUUGACCAUGUUGAUGUAAUCCAUCAGGCAUAUCAAAGUGCAGACAACAAUCCGGGUAUUUUCGGUGCCGUCAACAACUACCUCUACGCCCCUAAUGGUCUUUCGUCGAAUCACUCCACAGGCAAUAGCAACAUGACAGUCCGAAACAUCACUUGGUCGAAUUUCAGAGCUGAAGGACCGUCAUCCGCAUUGUUCCGGAUCAACCCGAUUCAGAAUCUGGAUGGCAUUUCCAUUAAGAAUGUGUCCCUGGAAAAGUUUGAGCCUUCAUCUCUUAACACCACCGAGAGUUGGAUGCCUGUGUGGUACGACAUCAACAACGGAAAGCAGAUCACGGUUACAGACUUUUCAAUCGAGGGAUUCAAAGUUGGAAAUACGACCAUUACUGCGAACAAUGCUGCUAGGGUGGGGCAAAUUGAUGGUGUUGGUCCAGCCUAUGCAGGCGCUGUGUACUAUGGAUAGACUUGUAGAGUAUUCAACCUAGUUGAUUUACACCAUUUCAAAAUUGGAGCUUAGAACAGAGGGCUUUUUUAUUUAUUCUUUGUGUCUUUUAUUUGCUAUUUGCUAUUUGUUAUUUUUUUACUUUUUU